ACCAUGGCUGAAGUGAACCCGAAGGCCUACCCGCUCGCGGACGCGAACCUCUCCGUGACGAUCCUGGACCUCGUGCAGCAGGCCUGCAACUACAAGCAGCUCAAGAAGGGCGCGAACGAGGCGACGAAGUCGCUGAACCGCGGCAUCGCCGAGUUCAUCGUGCUCGCCGCCGACGCCGAGCCGCUCGAGAUCCUGCUCCACCUCCCGCUCCUCUGCGAGGACAAGAACGUGCCCUACGUCUUCGUCGCGUCGAAGCUCGCGCUCGGCCGCGCGUGCGGCGUGAGCCGCCCCGUCAUCUCCUGCUCCGUGACGUCCAACGAGGCGUCCCAGCUCAAGGACCAGAUCCUCACCAUGAAGGACAAGAUCGAGCAGCUCCUCAUCUAGCGAGGCGGGGACCGCCGCGCCGCCCGCCCGUGCCCCCCGACCGGAUCUAGCGCAGAGAUGAUGGUUGCCUAAGCUCCCCGAUCUC
Aureococcus anophagefferens is the source of this 469-nucleotide messenger RNA. RefSeq lists its product as hypothetical. The record is from RefSeq and is a predicted model, not a curated record. Gene Ontology annotation, biological process: ribosome biogenesis; maturation of SSU-rRNA; mRNA splicing, via spliceosome. The transcript is spliced from 3 exons. The coding region runs from base 4 to 384 and encodes 126 amino acids. Gene Ontology annotation, molecular function: RNA binding. Lineage: Eukaryota; Pelagophyceae; Pelagomonadales; Pelagomonadaceae. Gene Ontology annotation, cellular component: small-subunit processome; precatalytic spliceosome; U4/U6 x U5 tri-snRNP complex.